AUGGUUUAAUAAUUAACUGCUAGUGAGCUCAUUCUAAUUCAGAAACACCUUUAUGACAGUAUAGUUCAAAUUAUCUUUUAAUAAUGGAAUCUUAGAGAAUGGUCAAUUAACAGAGAAAGGAGAAAAUAUAUUGCGAGAUGCAAAUAUCGACUAUUUGGAAAUAGAAGAUAAGUACUCAUUUUAAUCUUUAAAAAAACAAAAUUUAGACCAUUGGAAUCAUUUAAGUUCAAAGGCGAAGUUGAAGAUAUAUGGAAGGCGAGAUAUGAUUUUUACUAGAAGAAGAGAGUUACAAAAUUGAAGUAGCUCUACAUCAAAUUGAAAGAACAUGCCAAAAAGAAGACAAAAAUUGUAGAUAAGUCUUAUGAUAAAUUGACAGCAGUUGUUUACAAAAGAAACUUAUUUAGUCCAUAAAACUUAUCAAGCACCAAUGCAGAUUUCUUCUUAACUGAUAAAAGAAUUCCACCUCCUCAUAUGGACCUGGUGAAUGAAAAGCAAAAAUUGAAAAAGAACAUUCUUGAGGAUAGAAAAUUUAUGGAAUCAUUCGAUUAAUCCAAGGGUUCUUUUCACUUAAAGAGUUAAGAUUAAAAAUUUAAAAUGAGUAAUAUCGGUGAUACCCCACAUAAACCUAUUGAUAAACUUAAUAUGACAGAUAUCAAUUUCCAGCAGAAUAUAUCCACAGAAAGAAAUAAAUUUGCUAGAUGGCUUUAAAUUCAAGAAAAUGCUAGUUAUAGAGAAAGUGUUAGCAGAUAAAGAUAUUAAGACAAAUUAGCAAAGUAUCAAAAGAAACUUAAAAAAAUUGACAUGAAAUUUAAAGAGGAGGAAAUGAUGAGGAGGAGAACAAAUAGAUCGCAAUAAAUAAAAAGAGAAAAAGUUAAGUCAUUAAAGGAGAAACUAUAUGAAAAUAUGGAGUAAGAGUCCUAUAGAGAUUAUUAAGAAAGUGUAAUAAAAAAGAAAUAAAAUAGUUUGAUUGAUGGUGCAAAUCCUCACCAUUAAAGCAAGCUGCAACUUAUUGAUUAGAAUCACAAUCAUAAGAAUGAUCAAUCUAUGGCUAGAAUAAGAAAUAACUCUCAAAUCUCAGCAUCAAAUCACGAAAGAUCUUAUCUAUCUGCUAAUAAUGUAUCUAAUGCUACAUUUUUAGAAAAUGAUGAAUUUGUAAUAAGCCAUAGACUUGAAAUAAUAAAAGAGAGAUAGAAAAGAGUUCUGGAUAGGAGAGUUCUUUCUCAAAGUUAGAUAGCUGGUAAAGCCAAAGAACAUUAUGAUAAAGUAUAGGAUCUUCGGAAUAGUUAUCUUGCUAAGAUGAAUAAUGAGAAGCUAUAAAGAUGGAAUUCAUUACUUUUAAAGGACCACAAAAUCAUGCAGAAAUAAAAGAAAAAUUAGGAUAACCUUAGAUAGAGGUCAAACUAUUUCAGAAUGAAAGCUCUCUAAAUGUAUGAGAAAAACUAAUAGCUAUCUUCUGCUAGGAAUUAAGAAAGAGAUUAAAAACUAGAUAAAAUAGUCAAUCAAUUUCAUAAGAGAAUAGAUAAGUAGAUAGAAAAAUGUAAGCAAUAAACUUAAGUAUCCUCAUUGGUAAAAAAGGCAAUUAAUGACGAAUGGUUUUCUAUAUACAGACGAAAUGUCUCUAAAUAAAGAGCUUAUUAGAAUUUGUAUAGUAGCAGUAUUAUGAAAAGAUAGCAGGAAAUUGACGCAACUAAUCAAAAGCUGAAGGAUUAGAAAGCUUAAUUAGUAAAGAUCUCAUUGAUGCAAAAUAAUCUAAGGCUAGAGCAUAAAAGAAAACUUCAAAUGAUGAGCCAGCCUUCAAGUCCAUUAAGAAAUAGAACUAACCUUUUGAAUGGAGGACUUAGUAAUAGCAUCAUUAAGGGUCUAGACUCUGUACUAAUGACUUAAGCAACCAAUCCAAUCCUCCCUUUAAAGUAAAUUACAUCUCAUGCGAAUUUCAAAAUCAGAGAUACUCCUGUGUCUUAAAACCGCUAAGAUGGUUGA
Molecule: messenger RNA, 1980 nt
Organism: Stylonychia lemnae
Lineage: Eukaryota; Ciliophora; Spirotrichea; Sporadotrichida; Oxytrichidae
Source: the annotation of a GenBank genome assembly